GCGCAAACGGAAGUGAUUCAAUGCGAAUGUAUGCAAAAGCGAAAGUGAAUGUGUUUAUGUUGGGGAAGCAGGUUAACAAAUUUACGUAUUUUUACAUGACCUGGUGAUAUAAGAUAUACGUAAAUAAAGAAAAUGGCUGGACAGUUGACUGAUAAGUACAUUGAUCAGCUGGAGUCCUGGAUUGGCACGGGACCCAAGAUCUUCACCCUGCUCUACCAAAUAACCAGGCACGGGUGUAACGCUACAACAUUCCACCAGAAGUGUGACAACCAGGGACCCACUGUGACGGUGCUGUACAACCAACAAGGAUCUGUGUAUGGAGGUUAUGGAAGUUUGAGCUGGAACAGCAGCAGCUCAUAUAUAAAAGAUGCAAACGCGUUUAUCUUUCAACUAAGGUAUUCCGGCAACGAUAAACCAACCAAGUUUCCAAUAAUAGAUACGCAUACACACUUUGGUUUAAAAGGAAAUUCUACAUACGGGCCAACGUUUGGUGGUGGACAUGAUCUACAAGCAUUCACUGGUACAGUAAACAGCUCUGGUGGUUAUUUCGCUUUAAACGGCUACAUGAAUGCACAUUCCUUCGACUACCAAGGCCUUACUGUCGACAAAAUAAACAAUGGCAACUUGCAAGUGACCGAACUAGAGGUAUACGCCAUAACAGACGGUCAGCGGAAAAUGUCACAACCAAAACAAACACAACCCUGGAGAAAAACUCCGGAAUGGACUGAAAAGUACCUUGAGACGCUUACCGAGGACAUCGUAUCGUUCAAACCCUCCUGCGAGUUGGGACUGUCGGAUGUCCGUAUCCUGAUGCUGGGUCCAGUGGGGACGGGCAAGUCGAGCUUCUACAACACCGUCAACUCAGUAUUCAAGGGUCGUAUCUCCCAUAAUGCACCAUGUGGGGUCGCUUCUAAUGGCAUAACAAUUGCGUACAACCCUUAUGCGGUCAAUAUGCGUUCUGGUGCGACGUUGAAUUUCCGGCUCUGUGACACACGUGGUCUAGAGAUCAAUCAAGGUCUAGACAUACUGGAGUUCAACUACUUGCUGGAUGGAAACAUCCCAGAUCAUUAUCAGUUUAACCCAGUCGUACAAUUUUGCCCCGAUCACCCUGCGUUCGUUUAUAAGCCGAGGAAUACAGAUAAGAUUCACUGCGUUUUGUUUGUGAUCGACGCUGCAACUCUAGGUGACAUUCCACCGAAACUGGUCGACAAGAUGAGCAACUUUCAAAGACUUGUGAAUCAAAAAGGAAUUCCGCAAGCUGUUAUGCUGACCAAAGUCGACCUGGCGUGUCAGAAUGUUGCCAGUACACUCUCCAGCGUGUUCACCAGCAAGAAAAUUGAGGACGCUGUGAACAAAGUAUCCAUCAUGUUCGGGUUGCCUAGAAACCACGUACUUCCGGUGAAGAAUUACGAAAAUGAAAUAGAGCUGGAUGACAACAUCAGCAUCAUGGCGUUGCUUGCGCUGCGUCAGCUACUGCACUUUGCAGAGGAUUACAUUCAGGUUCUGCAAGACAAACUAAAAUCUUCCAACGAGAAGCCUAACAAACGAGAAUCAAUUGAAAAAGGCAGUGACCAAGAAUAAUGGAAGACAUUUCGAAGCUUAAACUAGUUUAUCGUACAUGUGUGUAUUUUAAUUUUAGGUUUCGAAAUGUUAACCCGAAUGUUAUAUUGGUGAGAGGGUCGAGUUAUUGAAUGCAAAUGGUUAAUUUUCUAUUAUCAUAUUGUAUAAAUGUGUGAUAUCGAUCGGUAUAUGAACAUAUAAACUAUUUAUGACGUGUGCUUUUAUUUUAACAUUGUUUUAAAUUUGUAAUGUCUGUUACGUAGUGAUUGUGCAUAUAUUAUAUAAUAUCUCUUUCAUUUGAUGGACUUUCUCGACAGAAUACUUACCAAUUAAUACAUAUUUUUAAGUGAAUGUAAAUCAUUUAAACACAUUAAAACAGUACUAAAACGGAGGAUGCAGGUAGGUAAUAAUUAAACGUUAAUAAUAUGUCAUGAUCAACCUUGGUGUUAAUGUUUAAAAGUGACGUGCAAAAUGUGGCAAUACAUGUUUAGUAUCAACAAGAAAUGUAGUGUAUAGAACGCAAAUUAAAUAAUUAUUAAAGCAUUAUUAUUAAUAAAAUUUAAAUUAUA
This is a messenger RNA of Dreissena polymorpha, 2129 nucleotides long. RefSeq names its product interferon-induced protein 44-like. The coding region runs from base 133 to 1581 and encodes 482 amino acids. The record is from RefSeq and is a predicted model, not a curated record. Lineage: Eukaryota; Metazoa; Mollusca; Bivalvia; Myida; Dreissenidae. The transcript has 7 exons.